Messenger RNA from Pelobates fuscus (common spadefoot toad), 2233 nucleotides. RefSeq names its product ribosomal RNA processing 15 homolog (gene RRP15). The record is from RefSeq and is a predicted model, not a curated record. Bases 36 to 788 code for a protein of 250 amino acids. Gene Ontology annotation, biological process: maturation of LSU-rRNA; maturation of 5.8S rRNA. NCBI's taxonomy places the organism in Eukaryota, Metazoa, Chordata, Amphibia, Anura, Pelobatidae. Gene Ontology annotation, cellular component: preribosome, large subunit precursor. The transcript has 5 exons.
CCCGGAAGUUGCCCUGUAAACACGUGUGUGCAGCCAUGGAAGUAAUAUCUGGUGCUGAGCAGCUUGAGUCGGCGGAUUCCGAUAUCGAAGACAAUACCAUCUCGGACAGUGAUGACGCAGACUCUGAGGAUGAGACUGAGUUGGCAAAAGGUGAAAGUGAAGAAAUGUCAGAAGAGGACCCAAACAAGGGCUGGGCCGAAGCUAUGGCCAAAAUCCUCAAGAAGAAAGUCUCAGGAGAUAAGUCCAGUGCAAUAUUGGUCAAAAGCAAGGCAGUAGAGAAGGAGAAGGAAAAAGAAAAUCUAGAAAAGCUGGAAAAAAAGAAACAGAUUGAUAAAAAACGCCAGUGGGAAAUGAUGUGCCGAGUAAAGCCAGAUGUUGUCAAAGACAAAGAAGCGGAGAAAAAUCUGCAGAGAAUUGCCACAAGAGGUGUGGUGCAAUUAUUUAAUGCUGUGCGAACACACCAGGGUAACAUCAAUGAGAAAAUCAAAACUGUAGGACGCUCUGAAAGAAAACGUAGCAAACUAAUGUCAUCGGUCUCCAAGAAAGACUUCAUCAAUGUUCUCAGAGGGAAAGAAAGUAAAGCGGAUCAAGCUUCCACAGAAACAAAACGAGGCACACAAAAGAUUGCAGUAAAGUCAGAAAGUGACACUCAGUGGAGCAUCUUACGUGAUGACUUCAUGAUGGGGGCAUCUAUGAAAGACUGGGACAAAAACAGUGAUGACGGAGCGGCCAAUGCAGAUCCGGAACUUGGAGCUGAACACGAAGAUAGUGGAAGUGAUUCUGACUGAUAACGGUGCAGGAGGAAGAGUUUUUAGAUAAGACGUUAUCUUGUUUACUUAAAUAAACUCUUCAUUCUGUGAAUGCAUAACAUUUUUCCAGAUUUCAUAAAUACCUUUUUAUAGGGAAGCAGAAAAUACAUACCCUAGGUGUGAUGUGUAUGUACGCAUUCUGUAAGAAUUCUUUCUCAUCCAAUAUCAUCCUUCUGGACACAAUAAGAAUUUUAAUCCUAAACUAUUUUCCAAAAUAAUUUUGAAGUAUUUUCUUUUUCCAAAACAUUUUGUAUAGUCAAAAUAGUGGCACCUGUCCAAAAAGAGGGGGGAGGUUGGGGGGCCAUAUAAGGAUGCUGCCAAGGUCACAAAAAGUGUGUGUGCUAGUUGUGAUUAUGGAUAUUCCUUGCCUGUGUAUUUCACCCUGUGAAGUCUUAUUCUCAGUGGAAGGCACGGGAUAAUACGUUAAUGGGCAUCACCUUGUGCGGUAGAUGUGUUUAAAAACGUCUACUGUUUUUGGCAGUGAAAUAACUCUUUGGAGAUCCUUGAAACAAAUUCCAGUAGUGUGCUUCAAAUUAUUCUGCUAGAAAAUAGUGCACAGGAUUCCACUGAUGUCUUUCCAAGGCCAGCAGCACAGAUUUCUUAUUUUUUUUUAUUUAUUUUUUUUUAGAACACGUAGGCCUGAGAUGGUAGCUGUAUAUAUUUAUAUUUAGAUGUACAUCGACGAGUCAAACACAGUUUGCGGGCUUCAAUCACACUAUCUGUAGAAAUGUGUUUUAAUAUCCACAUCUUAACCAAUGUUUAUAGAUUUAGGGUUUUCACCUGAAUUUUGAGGUCAAGGUGCUCAUUUCCCAUCAGAUAAUGGUAGUGGCCAUUUGAAAGAAAUGUGAUUUGUAGAGGGGUUAAUUGCCCCCACUUUAAAAUGUGUAUGAACAUACUACCUUUGUUUUGUCUUCUGAGCUUCUUGUGUCGUGGUUUUGAAGUGUAGCUUUGUAUAUGGUAAAUAGUUUAAAAACAAAAAAACCCAUGCAUUCUUCUCUGAAAACCUUGCUGCAGUUUAGACAUCUUAUUUAGAUGGGCACCAAAACAUGAUCCCACAAGUCUAAAUUAUCUGGCACUGGAAAUGGACCUCUUCUGGGGAUUUACUGUUGGAGUGUAAACUGAAGAGGUUGGCUUCCUACAAGAUUAGGGUGGAAGGAAAGUCCUUGUGUGGGAUUACCUUUUGCACUCAAAAUGACAGCUCCAAGUCUAAGGCUUAACAAAGAAUGGAAUUUAGCUCAGAUCUUUAGACAAAAAUCUUGGUAACGAUAAGCAAGUGUUGACAAAAUCUUCAAAUAGGGUUCGUGUGUAGUGACCGAGUCAAGCAAAAUGGUGGAGAUGCAAUAACUGUCAACUUGUGCGUCGGAUCCUUAUUUUGGAAACUGUUUUAAUUACAUACUAAGUUGUAUUAAAAUAUUUAAACCCUC